CGUAGCUAUGUUAUUUCUAAUUUCAGUUACUAUAUAUAAUAGCUCUUAUAGCUGCAUUUUACUUCUUAAUUUGCAUAUUUCUCAUCACUGAAACAUGGAUAGAAAUUAUGGGAUGCCAGGUUUUGGCUUUGGUUGGAAUGCAUCGCAACAGGCCUCUGCUUCCUCUAGUGGUCAAAAUGAUUUCGACCCUGAAGCCCUCUGUAGUGAUAUUCUAAGAAACGUAGGUUCGUUAUUGGAAGAAUCUAAGAAAGCAGGAACCAUGCCAGCUCCGAAAGUAUACAUAAACAAAGGCAGAUCCAUCACAGCCCAGAACGUCAUCACUGAUUGUUCGAACGUGACAAUUCACCAGAGUGGGGGGGCAUUUGUUGCCCCAGAAUCACCCCCAGUUUAUGACGAGGAGGUGAUUCCCCCUCCAGCGAAACCGGGACCGAAUCCAGUACCAGGCAGAUCUAUCACGGCCCAGAACGUCAUCACUGAUUGUUCGAACGUGACAAUUCACCAGAGUGAGGGGACAUUUGUUGCCCCAGAAUCACCCCCAGUUUAUGAAGAGGAGGUGAUUCCCCCUCCAACGAAACCAGGACCGAAUCCAGUACCAGGAUCUAUCCGUCUGUCCGAUUCAAUUUAUAUGUUCCAUGAGAAGCCGUAUUCUGAGAACGGAAAUGUGUAUAAAGGCGUGCAAUCCCACGGCAUAUCAGGAAAUAAAGAUAUCGCUAUAAAAUUCAUGGAAUAUAACGAAGAAACCCUCAGAGAAUCGCAAAUACACGUCAAAGUUAACCGUCAUCAUAACGUACCCAUUAUUUACCAGUGUGAGCAUUACCUUCUUGGUCCUAUCAAGCAUAUAUACAUAGCAAUGGAGCUGUGUGGGAACGAUAAUUUAGCAGAAUUCAUAAAAAAGACGGAAAUAACUAAAAGACUCAGGGAAAAACUCAUCGAAAAUCUUGUCGAAGUAAUUUUGCAUGUUCAUGGAAAAAAUGUCAUUCAUUGUGAUUUAAAACCUGAAAAUAUUUUAAUAUCACUGGGUGGCAGCCAAGUGAAAUUAAUCGAUUUUUCUUCGAGUCGUGAAGUCAUGAACGGAGAAUCUGUUACUAGCUCAGAAAAUAUGUGCGUUGGUACUAAUGGAUGGAGGGCGCCAGAGAUGUACAACACAAAUGUCCGUACGAAGCAAGCUGACAUAUUCUCUCUAGCUCUUCUGAUAUAUUUUGUUCAAACUGACGGCUCUCAUCCGUUUGGUGAUGACCCAGAUCGUAGGAAUCUCAAUAUAAAGCAUUACCAAGAAUGUGAUUUGAGUAAAUUGAAAUCGGAGCCAAAACUUAAAGAUUUGGUUCGUUGGAUGCUACGGUUGGAUCCACAUGAGCGCCCAAGCAUAACGGAAAUCGACGACCAUGAAUAUUUUUGUAGAAAAAAUUUAGUUUGCCCAUACCCUGAGCUUGGGCUCAACCAAUCUGCACUGACAAAAAAUGAUACAACUGCUUGAACAGCAAAGAAACUGGAAAAUUGAUGAUUUUUUGCUAAAAAUUUCUAUCAGACAAAAUAAUAUGGAGAAAAGUUUAUGUUAGCAGGCUUUGGAGUCUUUGUAAUAAAAAAAAUGAGAAUUCUGGUAUAUAUAUUAAUUUGACUGUAAAAAUGUCGGAAAUUACAUAUGGAGAGAAAAAAAUUUUUUUAAGAGCCUUUAUUUCAAAUUUUGUUUAAAAAAUAAUCUCCUAAUAUUUUUAUUGGCGGCCAUGUCUUGUUUCAAACGACUGUUUUUUUUAUUCAUGAAGUUUGUUGUAAUU
Styela clava is the source of this 1772-nucleotide messenger RNA. The record is from RefSeq and is a predicted model, not a curated record. NCBI's taxonomy places the organism in Eukaryota, Metazoa, Chordata, Ascidiacea, Stolidobranchia, Styelidae.